Molecule: messenger RNA, 1741 nt
Organism: Nicotiana tabacum (common tobacco)
Lineage: Eukaryota; Viridiplantae; Streptophyta; Magnoliopsida; Solanales; Solanaceae
Source: RefSeq, a predicted model, not a curated record
ACUCGCAAUAAACCAAAGAAGAAGGACUUGCACGAUCACGAAGAACAAGGGUUUAAGCAAAUAUCCGAAGAAAGCCUCGCGUCAUCAAUGGCGAAUCAGGAACCAAAAAAGCAGGAAGAAGUAGAAGAAUACGGGGUGUUGUUAUACUACAAAUACACUAGCAUUCCCGACCUCCAAGAACUGUUCAACUUCUAUGAAUCCAACUGUAACACUCUUUCCCUCCUCGGUCGUGUUCGCCUCUCUCCCAAUGGCGUCAACGUCACUGUUGGUGGCAAGUUAUCUGCUUUGGAGGAGCAUAUUGUUGCAGUGAAGUUGAAUUCCUUGUUUGAAGGCACGGACUUCAAGCUUGCCUCUUGUCAUGAACCUUCGAACGAUAGGGUCGCCAAGGAAUGUGGAUUUACUUCCCUCUCCAUACGUAUUGUUAAGGAAUUGGUAACUUUAAGUUCCUGUCCCCUGCAAAAGUCACCUGAAAUUUCAAAUGCGGGGAAGCAUCUCUCUGCAGUUGAAUUCCACUCUGUCCUUCACAAUAUUGGGAACACGCAAGACAAACUGAUUCCAAGCAGCAGUAACGGAAUAGUCCUGAUGGAUGCAAGGAAUUUAUAUGAGACUAGAAUUGGGAAGUUCUAUACACCAAAUGUGGAGACUUUGGAUCCAGAAAUCCGGCAGUACAGCGACCUUCCUUCUUGGAUAGAUAAUAACUCUGAGAAGUUGCGUGGGAACAAUAUUCUUAUGUAUUGUACUGGAGGAAUUAGAUGCGAGAUGGCAUCAGCCUAUAUCAGGUCUAAAGGUGCCGGCUUUGAAAAUGUUUUCCAGCUUUAUGGUGGGAUUCAACGAUAUCUGGAGCAAUUUCCUGAUGGUGGUUUUUUCAAAGGAAAGAAUUUUGUCUUUGACCACAGGGUUUCAGUUGGAAGUUCAGAUUCAAGAAUUUUGGGUACUUGUCUUCUCUGUAAUUCUCCAUUUGAUGAUUACUCCUCACGGAGCCGGUGCACAUACUGUAGGAUGCUUGUAUUAGUCUGUGAUAAUUGCCGGGAGAAGGAUUCUUCUUAUGUUUGUGAAUUAUGCCGGAAAAACAGCCUGUGUAUUCAACCAACUUCAGCAACAGAGUUUGACAACUCGGUGGAAAUAUCAGAAGUCGCAGAGCUUGAAGCUGUCUCUACCUCGGACAGAAUAGCACCACCUGCCUUGGUUUCAGGUAAUACGAUGGUUUCUAGUAUUAGCUUUCAAGUUCAGCUUUGCUUGCACCCUUUGAACUUUUUUUUUUUUUUGAGAUGGUAACAUAUUUGUAUAUAUUAAUCAACUCAGUACAUAGGUUGUACUGAAACCAUAUUUACAAGAAGGCAAAAGAAAAGAAAAGUUCUGCUAUGCAGUCCUAGCAAAGUUCUAGAAUAUCUAGGAUUGACAUAGUGUCCUGUGUAGCUUUGCUUACACCAAAAACAAAAAAGUAAAACACAGUUUAGUUUGAUCUUUUGUACUGAGUUGCUACUGUCCUCAAAACAUCUAGAAUUCCUUUCUUUCCAGAUUGUCCACCAAAUACAUGCUGGGACAGUCCUCCAUCUAUCUCUGUCUCUUGCUCCAGCUCCAGCUUCAUCUCAGCUAAAAAGCACUUCAGUAAUCUUACUAGGCAUUGUCCAAGCUAUACCUCUGAGAUUAAUAAAGAUUUUCCAUAGUUGAUCUGUUGUCGUGCAGUGAAGAAAUAGAUGGCUGAUUGUCUCGGCUGUUUCCCCGCAUAGAAAGCACCUUG